AUGGAGAAACGCACGACUCGCUCCAGCUCCCGCCUCGCCGCGGCAGCCAACAAGGGCAACAACAACAACAACCCCGAGCACAACGAAAAGAACGAUGAAGGAGCCAGCGACACCGCUCCCGGAGUAGCAGAAGGUAUCGAAGGUAUCGAAAGCGCGAUCGCUGCAGGUGAUCAGAAGCGCAGGUCGCAGUACAAGGCGAACGCCAUGCCCAAGACGGCCAAAGAAGCGGCCAACAAACGGGUCAAGGAAGAUGCCCAGCUCCGUAAGCAGCGACGGGAGGAGCUUGUUAGCGCCAAGCGGUUCAAGCGGUCCAAGGAUCAGACUGAAACUGGUGCAGACGAAGAGGUCGAGCUGGGGAAGGAUCAACUCGAUAGCGUCCAGGCGCUGCUCAAGAGUGAAAAGAGGACCGAGAAAAUCGAAGCACUCACGACUGUCAGCGAGUAUCUGACAAACCAUAGCGGAUCCCGCGCCCUCCAGACCUUGGUCUCAAGCAAGGAGUUUGCUACCAUCCUCGAGGGUUUGUUGACGGGGUCAGAUGCAGAAGAGCAAUUGUUGGCGGCAUCGGUCGUGACCAACAUGGCAGCGGGUGGAUCCUCUGAACUGUGUGAAGCUGCUCUGAACACGGCCCCUCACCUGAUCCAGUUCUUGGACAGCCAGAAUUUGGCUCUUGUUGACCAGUCUGCUUGGGCCUUGGGCAACAUUGCUGCCGAUGGUCCCAAGUUCCGAGACCGUCUCAAGGACAAUGGCGUCCUUCCACCUCUCAUCAAGCUCUUGGACUCAAAGGAUUUGAACUUGGUGCAGACAGCCUGCUUUGCAUUGUCGAACCUGGCGCGUGGAGAGGGCGCACAACAGGAGGUUCUGGUCAAAGCUGGACUCAUCAAGCCAUUGCUUCACCACCUUCGCGUCGACACUGUAAGUGCACGUUUCCAGAAUCAGGAGCCGGCGGUGAUUUCGGAAGCGGCGUGGGUGGUAGUGUAUUUGACAUCGGGCCCCGAAAAUGUGAGUACACAGUUGUUGGAACAUCGUCUGAUCCCGUUGUUGGUGACACCCUUGAAGGAUUUCUUGGAUCAGAAGGCUCUCGCGAUCCCCUUGGUCCGUGCACUCGGUAACAUCGCCAGUGGGCCCGACAACAAUACCUCGGCUUUGAUUAACGAGCCGGGCUUCCUCCCUGCCAUGCUCCAGUUUAUUCAGUCUGACUGCCGACCGGUCAAGAAGGAAAGUCUUUGGUUGAUGUCGAAUAUCACUGCAGACCACACUGGCAAGGACUUGAUCAAGGUGAUCGACGCUGGAUUCAUCCCCGUCCUCUCCCAGAUCGCCUCCCACCAGAACUUUGACAUUCGCAAAGAGGCAGCAUACAGUCUCAUCAACCUGGCAUCACACGGCCCAGACUACGCAAAGGCCCUCCCACAUCGAGAACUCCUCCCAGGUUUCUUGGACUUUAUGCGCACAAAGGACCACGAACUCAUCUCCCUAGGACUGCGCUACGUCCAACUCCUGCUCAACUCGGGCAUCCAGGAUGCGCCCGCGCUGCUCUCGGAAAUGAACGGCGUCGAUGCUCUUGAGGCAGUUAUCCUUUCGGACGACAGGGACCAGCAUCGUCUGGCCUCGCUGUUAAUGGACACUUACUUUGGAGAGAACAACCAUGGCUCCCGUGUCCCGACUCCAAUCCCCGGUACUCCGGAUCCUUCGGGUCAUAGCACCAAUAACAGUGGAAGCAAUUUGAACCCCAAUUCUUUGGGCUCGUCGGCGGAACCAAGCAGCUUGCCUCCUCAAUACCUGAAGCGUGCCAGCAUGUCUGCCAUCUAA
Molecule: messenger RNA, 1806 nt
Organism: Linnemannia hyalina
Lineage: Eukaryota; Fungi; Mortierellomycota; Mortierellomycetes; Mortierellales; Mortierellaceae
Source: the annotation of a GenBank genome assembly